Messenger RNA from Manihot esculenta (cassava), 1086 nucleotides. Its product is annotated as dof zinc finger protein DOF3.5. The record is from RefSeq and is a predicted model, not a curated record. Bases 66 to 962 code for a protein of 298 amino acids. Gene Ontology annotation, biological process: regulation of DNA-templated transcription. The transcript has a single exon. Gene Ontology annotation, molecular function: DNA-binding transcription factor activity; DNA binding. Lineage: Eukaryota; Viridiplantae; Streptophyta; Magnoliopsida; Malpighiales; Euphorbiaceae.
UCUUUUCAAUGGGCAAGAGAAGAAACUGAGAGCUCACCUGCAGCCAUUUCGAUUUCUAUGAAGAUAUGAAUCAAUUUGGGAUGGAUUCAGGAUGGAAGACCAAUGUUGAGAUAUCACCAAGCUGUCCUCGUUGUGGUUCUUCAAACACUAAAUUUUGUUACUACAACAACUACAGCUUAACUCAACCGCGAUAUUUUUGCAAGGGUUGUCGCAGGUAUUGGACUAAAGGCGGAUCCCUAAGGAACGUCCCCGUGGGCGGUGGUUGCCGGAAGAACAGAAGAGGAAAGUCCUUGAAGCUUUCCUCUACUGAUGUUGCUCACUCCAGAAACUUAGGUUAUGGGGUUACUGUCUCUAACAGGGAGGCCUCUUCUGUUGAGUCAUGUAGCUCUUCCAUGACAUCUGAUGGUUCUCACAUUGAUCUUGCACUUGUUUAUGCAAACUUCUUGAAUCCUCGGCCGGAUUCCAAGACGACGACGACGACGACUACUGCUAAUACGGCUGAUUUCGAAGUGCAAGAGUUGCACACUAGCGAUUUUUCUAGCUUUCCAAACACAAAUUUGGAAUCAACUAGCGUUCAACUGCAUGGAGAAAACCACAACAGUACAACUCUUGGUGGGUGUCUUACUACUUUCUGUGAUUCAUCCACGGAAACUCCAUUGACUGAAAAUGAUCAUCACUUGAUGUAUUUUCACCAAGCUGAGGAAAAUAAGGUUCAACAAUGCACAAGUACUCUUCAUGAAUCAAUCCAUUAUGGGUUGCCACCAUUGCCAGGAGAAGAGGUAGGGCCUCAUCACGAGAUAUUAUGGUCCAAUUCUCACUUGAUGGGCAAUGAUCAUACUCUGCAAGUUACACAAGACCCUCCAAUUCUUGGACCUGAAACUCAAGAUCCUAAUAAUCUACUGUUUGGUAACUGGAAUCCAUUUGAUUUGUCUAGUGAUCAUGAUACUUUCUCAGGGCCUUGACAAUUAAAAUGUCAUAGUUUUGUUUUACCUUCUUUCUUUUCUGAGAGUGUAAAAAUGUAUAGAAUCUCAAGCAAUCUAUACUAGUAAACUUGAUGAUUUUAUAAUAAUGGAUGCAUGGCAUGCA